GGAAGCGAAAAGAAAAGUGCAAGUAAACAAACAACCACAAUUCACCUUUUCGAAAACAACCAACGAUCUUAAAUCAUGUCGUCUCCCUUCAAAACUUCCCCAAUACGUCUCAAGUCUCCCCAGGAUAACUUUGAAUCUUCAAUUAUGGAGUCAGCUUACAUGACAAAGCAAGAUUUGAUGGCCAGAAAAGCAGAGGAAAACGGAAUUCCGACGUCUGAGAUUACAAAACAGUUCCAGGCCAUACUGACCCAAGUUUACCAGCAAAAUCCGGGGUGUACUGAAGCUUGGGCAAUGGGAAAAACAGAAUAUCACGUUUGGACCCAGUUCUUUCCAAACGAUCCAUGGCCAGGUGUUCUCCCCAAGACAUCACAAUUAUCUUUCAGUAAUGAGAGGAUGCGCUCCGAGUCUGGCGAGAUUACGAGUUCGCCGGAUAAGGGCCCAUUAACUCUCCCAAACAGACCGAAGCCUAACUUUUCACUUAAGAUCGAAGAUGUGCUUCUUAGUGCAUCUGGCAAUUCAAAUGUACUGGCGGCAUACAGGGAGGCAUUGGUAAACAUGAAGGAAAGAUAUCCACGCGAAAGUUUAGAGUGGCAACAAUGGAUGGCAGGAAGUAAAGUUUGGGUAUCUAACUUUCGUCAAAGGGGUACCUUUCCCUGCAACGAGCCUCCUAGAUCAUACAUACUCCGCUCUUCAGAUGUCAAUCACCUUGACACUGUACGUUCUCGCUGUGGUGGUGAAGAUAAUUCUAGAAGAGGGCGAAUUGGUAGUAGCUGGCAAACUGAAGAGGCGACUAGUCGUCGUAGAUCUAGAUCGCCUCCGAUUGAACUGAUGGGAAGAGACAGGUAUCGACAAAACAGGUCCCAAGGAACCACAACACGAGGCAGAACAGUCAAAACUGAAGAGUCACCACGUCAUUUCAAAGCAACGACGGUUGGAGAAACAAAAAAAGACAACAAUAAUGUAGUGAGGGCCAGAGAGAAUGACCCAUUGACUUACGGGACCAAAGAGGAUGAAAUGCAAAAGAAAGCAUACAGUAUGGGCGGUGUUGAUUUCCGACAUGUUUUCUUUCGUGCUUUGCAAACUAGCAGAGAUCUUGUAAGAUCGCGUCAUCCUAACUGCGACCGUUCUCAAAAGCACUGGCUUGCCGAUCGAAUGGCAUGGGAUACUGUUUUCAAAAAUGAGCUAUUCCCUUGGUUGAACAACAAACCACCCGGCGUUCCUUCAUUAGCCAAUUUACCACCAAUCAACAAAACAUCAAGGGAGGUUACUGGCAGCUACUCUAUGGCUCCCCCACCUGCUCAAAUAGUUUCCAGUGGUUCCAAUAAUGGUCAUCCUCCAGUGUACAAUAUGACAGGUAACAGAUCGGCCCAGUCGAGACUUUCCUCUGCUCAUAGCGCAAGCGCUUCUGUCCGAAAAGCUAUAUCUGGCGGUACCACUCCUUCUGGAUCAAGCCCUGAGAUGCCAAGAAAGCUCUCAGCGGCACUACUGAACAAAGGAGUGAUGAAAUCUAUUGAUGGGGAGUCCUCAGAAAAGGAUAGGACAGGUCUUGUUGAAGGCAUGAGAGAAGUGAUCAUCAGAAAGAAUACACUUUUCCGUGCCCUUCUAGGAGACUGGGACGAUUCGUUCAAAUCCGUUCAGAGGGGUCUUGGGGUUACAAUAGAACAUCAUGACGAUGCCUCUGGACACUUCAAGCUCACUAUCGAGCCAUAUCAGCCGGGAGAUAAUGUAGCGCUCGAAAGAGCGCACAAGUUCCUUGAGAUCUGGAAGAGAUUGAUAUACUCUGAUCAGCUAAUUAAACUUGAACAUUUUUGGGCCCAGUAUAAGAAUAAUUUUAAGACAACCGCAGUUAAUCGCAAGCCUAUGAUACAUGUUAAUGGCAAGAAGAUUCCUUGUCAAGGAAAAUUCGGUGAUCUCUGUGAUUUCUUCUCACAGGAGAUUCAACAAUAUCAGUCCAAUAUGGCUGAAUAUGCUGAUACUGAAAAUGCACUUGCCUGCAGUACCCUUUUUGAGGUUAGGCCAUACGAUAUUUACCUCAGCAGUUAUCCACUUCCGAUACUGCUUGAUGUGGAUACCAAGGCAAGAAAUAAGAUGCUUGAUGACCAUGAUGCCUUUCUUGAAGAGUGGGUUCAAAACUCCUUCCAAAAGCGAAUAAACUUAUGGGACAUGAGCCACGAAUAUGCAAGAAGGAGCGAUCAAAAGCGUAUGGAACUAGAUAUGGAUCUAGAUGAGCUUCUCAAGGAAGGAGCAACAAUGGCGGCAAACCAGAUCUCGUGAUUGUAGAGGUAGUAAUUCUUAGAGGUCUUAUAUUUGCUCUUUGUUUGAUAGCAACACUAGCAAGCCGCACACGUAGUUUACAUAUAAUCGUAGAUUUGUCGAAUCAAUACCACAGUGCCAUGCAUUUCGACUGAUUAUCAACACAUAAGCAUUCAAAGGUCGAUAGCCCCAUGUUUAUUGCCAAUUCCACCA
This is a messenger RNA of Botrytis cinerea B05.10, 2466 nucleotides long. RefSeq lists its product as hypothetical. The transcript is spliced from 7 exons. The coding region runs from base 76 to 2274 and encodes 732 amino acids. Lineage: Eukaryota; Fungi; Ascomycota; Leotiomycetes; Helotiales; Sclerotiniaceae. The record is from RefSeq and is a predicted model, not a curated record.